AUGGAUUCGUUUGGCUUUGACUUUGCGGGUGGCGACCUGUUGGACUUGGGCUCGCUCGGCUCGUGGACCAAUAACACGCCCAUGGGCAACUCGCCCAACGGCGGUAACGGUAGCAACGGCGCGCUGCCGUUCAGUGUGGGUACACCCACGGGCGUCCAGAGUCUCGGCGACGACCCGUUUGCCAACAUGCCGAGCACCAGUGACAAUGAAUUUAGCUUUGGCGACUCGCCCAAGCCGUCGCCCAGUGCUCAAAGCCAAAGAGCGCUGUCGAUGCGCUGGCAGUUCCUGCGACAUCGACAGCGAUGGCAGCUGGAAGCUAGCGGCCCGUCCCCACGGGCUCCAUCACGUGCCGCUGCCUCGUCCUCAGGGACGACGGACGCCUUGUCGACUGGAGAUACCAAGAGCAAGAAGACGAAUGUCAAGAAAGAUACUGCGCAGUCAAAAGCUGAUGCAAACAGUGCACCGACAUCGGUGUCGUCGACAAGUGUUAAGAGCACUGAGACUCCAUCGGCGUCAGUGCCUUCGAAAGAGGACACAACGAGCUUGGCAACAGUGACGUUGUCGUCGACUCCGAAGGCGUCUUCGUCCAUAGCGCCUUCGACAGGGUCACGAUCGGUAUCUAGCAGUGGUGCUACGAACUCGGCCCCGAACAGUAGUAGCAGCGUUGCCAGCAGCAGUGCAGCGACGUCUACGCCGUCAACAACAUCGUCUGCGCGACCGCACAUCGGGAAUCAACAGCAACAACAGACAGCAGCAGCAGAUGCAGAUGCAACAGCAGCAGAGACAGCAACACAGCAAAUGCAUGCCGCCCAGAUUGCUGGGGGUGUGAGUGCGGCUCCCGCUCCACCUGCGACUGCCGCUAGUCAGUAUAUAGGAAGUCAGCCGGGUCAGGCCUACCGUCUACCGACCUCGUCGUAUGAAGAAGAGUUUGCGCGGGUGAAAGCAAUGAUGAUGCAGCACGUUGAUCUGAUCCCCCCACCGAUGGAGGUGCUUCGUAUCUCGAUGAGCCAAAGCGCAGCUGGCCAGCAAAGCAUGACUAUGGGUGGCAACGCUUAUAUGCAGCAGCGUGGCAAUCCAGCUAUGGUCCGUGGAGGCGCCCCAGGCAGCGCAACGUAUGGUCAGUAUGGAAACCCAAAUGUGAUGAUGGGCGGGCCUCUGCAGAACGCGCCUCAAGCUGGAAUGAUGAAUGCAGCACGGAUGCGUGCAGCGCAGAUGGCGCAGCAGCAGGCGCAACAACGUGUCGCGGCUGGUCGAACGCCUGGAGGAAGCAACGACGCGCAGACCGCGUGGCAGUCGGAGAACGAUCUGCCUUUGCGGCGGAAGAUGAUCGGAAAAAUCGUAAGUUUGCUACAGCAGCGAAAGCCAGAUGCACCUGCUGAGUGGAUCCGCCGGUUGCCGGACAUGGCUAGGAGACUGGAGGAUUCAUUGUACCGUACGGCGAAAAACCGAGACGAGUACGGGGACUUUUCGUCACUGAAGACUCGACUGCAGCAUUUGGCAGUGACGAUGGGUGCGCGUGCUCAGCACAAGGCAGGAGGCAACUCGCGCGCUGCAGGUGUAAGUAGCGUACCCGGUACAACUGGUGGCACGGCCGGAAACAACGCGAUGAUGACUGCUAGUGCACCUCCAGGCAUGGUAAUGAAUUUGGGAGCCGGCGGGAUGGGCCCUCAAGGUCACGUGGUAGGCAACAUGCCGUAUGGGAACCGUAUGACUCAGCAGCAAUUGAUGCAGCAGCAACACUUGCAAAUGCAAAUGCAGCAGAACCCUCAGAUACGACAACAGCUUACCCCACAGCAGUUGCAGCAAUUUCAAGAGGCUCAACUGCAGCGGCGGCAGCUCCAAAUGCAGCAGGCGCAGCAACAGGCUCAGAUGCAGCGUCAACAGCAGCACCAGUAUCAGCAGAAUCAAGCUCUUCAGCGCCAGAAUUCAAUGCGUCAAAUGCAACAGCAGCAGAUGCAGCAACAGCAACAGCUGCAGCAACGGCAAAAUCCGAACUACAUGCAACAGCAGCAACAACAGCAGCAGCAGCAAGUCCAGGCCCAAGCUCGCGCGCAAGCGCAAGCUCAAGCUCAGCGAAAUGGUACAGCUAAUGGCGCAACCAAUCAGCAGCGCAUGAGUGGAGAUAUGAGUCUGGGCGAAUCUUCGGACUUUAUGAAUUUGGACUUAUCUUCGUCGUUGCUGGGAUCUGAUGAUCUACAAGGUGGUGUGAAUUCCAGCCAUACAGGAGGUGACGCAAUGAAGAGUGGAAGCAAUGCCGUUGCUCACCAGGCAAGUCAAAAGCGCACGCUUUCUCAAUCUCAGCAGCAAAUGGCAGCGGCGGCAAAUGCAGCUGCGUUUAAGCGGACUAAAGUAGGAGGAGCUGCCGGCCAGGCUGGCGGCGCUGUCACAAAUCAGCAGCAUCCAAGUACUGCAAAUUCCGCAUCUCAAGUAUCACAGCCCUCGCAGGCACCGAUGCAGAAAUCCGUGACAAGUACUAGUGGCUCAUCGAAGACUCCACCAAUGAGUACAGUUAACGCCAAGUAA
Molecule: messenger RNA, 2523 nt
Organism: Hyaloperonospora brassicae
Lineage: Eukaryota; Oomycota; Peronosporomycetes; Peronosporales; Peronosporaceae
Source: the annotation of a GenBank genome assembly